AUGCCUCAGAAGCUCCUGGUGCCUGCAAGCAGCAGUUAAAUCAUCAAACAGUACAACUUAGAUGGCAUUGACAUCGACUAUGAACACUUCAACAACACCGAUCCAAACACCUUUGCAGAGUGCAUUGGACAGCUUAUAACCAAAAUGAAAGAAAAUGGACUCAUCUCUUUUGCUUCUAUAGCUCCAUUUGAUGAUGAUCAAGUUCAGAGUCAUUACUUGGCCUUGUGGAAGAGCUAUGGCAAUCUCAUAGACUAUGUCAAUUUCCAAUUUUAUGCUUAUGAUCAGAGUACCAAUGUUUCUCAGUUUAUGGCCUAUUUUCAGACUCAGAGCUCUAAUUACAAUGGAGGGAAGGUCUUGGUGAGCUUCAUCAGUGAUGGAAGCGGUGGGUUGUCACCGGAAAAUGGUUUUUUUUCCGCUUGCAGUAGGCUCAAGAAUCAGCAAGAACUUCAUGGGAUUUUUGUUUGGUGUGCUGAUGAGUCCAAGGCAAAAGGAUUAGGAUUUAGCUAUGAGAAGCAAUCACAGGCAUUGUUAGCCAAUUAGUAUGUAUUUACUACCAUUGAAAUGGGUUGUGUGGCCUAGUCAGCUCCAAAUAUGUGAAAAAUGGUCUGGCGUUGUAUGGUUUCGAUGCAAGUGAUGAUGUUCUGUAAUUUC
This is a messenger RNA of Camellia sinensis, 651 nucleotides long. Lineage: Eukaryota; Viridiplantae; Streptophyta; Magnoliopsida; Ericales; Theaceae. The record is from RefSeq and is a predicted model, not a curated record.